Toxotes jaculatrix (banded archerfish) is the source of this 2172-nucleotide messenger RNA. It is a transcript of the gene bco1l, whose product is annotated as beta-carotene oxygenase 1, like. The record is from RefSeq and is a predicted model, not a curated record. Lineage: Eukaryota; Metazoa; Chordata; Actinopteri; Toxotidae. Bases 349 to 1764 code for a protein of 471 amino acids. Gene Ontology annotation, biological process: carotene catabolic process; retinal metabolic process. The transcript has 11 exons. Gene Ontology annotation, molecular function: carotenoid dioxygenase activity; beta-carotene 15,15'-dioxygenase activity.
UCAGUCUGAGGUGGGACUGCAGCAGGGAGCAGUGCACUCUGGGGAAAAUACGAGGUUUGGAGGGAUUAAAACAUGCAGUCGAUAAUUGCAAAAAAUGGAUUGGAGACCCCAGAGCCGGUCAAAGCUCAAGUGCAAGCUUUUUAGGAUCACAAAGAAAAUGUGGUUUGCAGUCAAGCAUUAAAAACUGCAGGAACACACCAGUGAUGAUAAACCAGGUGAGUCUACAGUAACUCACCUGUGUGCUGACGUGCAGGCUCCGUCCCGUCGUGGCUGCAGGGCACUCUGCUGAGGAAUGGGCCUGGUCUUUUCUCCGUGGGCAGCUGCGAGUACAACCACUGGUUUGACGGCAUGUCGCUCAUCCACAGCUUCACCUUCAAAAAUGGUGAGGUGACUUACAGAAGCAAGUUUCUGAAGAGCGACACCUACAAGCGAAACAUCAAGGCCGACAGGAUCGUCGUCUCCGAGUUUGGAACCAUGGUCUACCCAGAUCCCUGCAAAAACAUCUUUUCCAGGGCAUUCACACACCUCUGUAACAUCGUCCCCGACUUCACCGAUAACAACUUGAUCAACAUCAUUCGCUACGGUCAGGACUACUACGCCUCCUCCGAGGUCAACUACAUGAACCAGAUUGACCCCGAUACUCUGGAAACUGUAGGCAGGAUAAACUACAGGAACCACAUCGCUCUGAAUCUGGCCACAGCUCACCCUCACUACGACAGCGAGGGCAACACCUACAACAUGGGCACCGCCAUCAUGGGCGUCUGUGGGCCUAAAUAUGUCAUCUUCAAAGUCCCAGCUGAUGCCUCAGAUAAAGAGCACAAAAAGCCGGCGCUGAGGAAAGUGCAGCAGGUCUGCUCCAUUCCAUUUCGAUCCACCCUGUUCCCGAGCUACUUCCACAGCUUCGGCAUGACUGACAACUACAUCGUGUUCGUGGAGCAGCCCUUCAAGCUGGACAUCGUCAAGCUGGCCACCGCCUAUUUCAGAGGGGUCAACUGGGGGAGCUGCCUCAAAUACGACAAGGAUGAUAUCACAUUGUUCCACGUCAUCAACAGAAAGACGGGAAAAGCAGCGUCCACACGUUUCUAUGGUGACGCCCUGGUGGUCUUCCACCAUAUCAACGCCUACGAGGCCGAUGGCCACGUGGUGUUCGACAUGAUCUGCUACAAGGACAGCAACCUGUACGACAUGUUCUACAUCCGGAACAUGAAACAAGAAACCAGCAACUUCAUCCAAUCCAACAAGAGCUUCUCCCCACCAGUCUGCCAGAGAUUCGUCCUGCCGCUCGGCAUCCACAAGGAAUCUCCCAGAGGAACCAACCUGGUUACGCUGACGGACACGACAGCUCAGGCGGUGGUGCAGGAGGACGGAUCCGUGUACUGCCAGCCUGACACCCUGUUUGAAGGCCUGGAGCUGCCAGGGAUCAACUACAACUUCAAUGCUAAAAAGUACAGAUACUUCUACGGCUCCAGGUUGGAGUGGUCUCCUCACCCCAACAAGAUCGCCAAGAUCGACAUCGUCACCAGGAAACACAUCGAGUGGCACCAAGAGAACUGCUACCCUUCAGAACCGGUGUUUGUCGCGUCUCCAGGAGCCGUGGAGGAAGAUGAUGGAGUGAUCUUGUCAUCUGUCGUCUCUCCGGAUCCAAACAUUUCUCCAUUCAUGCUCAUCCUCAACGCUAAAGACCUCGAGGAAAUUGCCCGAGCUUCCAUCCCCGCCAGCGUCCACAUUGACCUUCAUGGACAUUUCAUCUCCGCCAACGUCUAACCACCAACACGUGGGCUCUAUAGAUUAUUUAUUCCUUCAUGUAAAUUCUGUAAUAUUUUGCCUAUGUGUAAAAAAUAUUUUGGACAACUCUGCGAUUUUUGAAGAUGUGCCAGAAAAGGACGCGUAAAAAGACAACAUGGACCCAAAAGUGAAAAAAAGCUUUUUCUCAUUUUUCCAUUUUUGGUAUCCGUGUUUCAUGCACUUCAUUUGGGAAAUAUUUAACAUAUCGAAAACACAGUAAUCACAGCCAGAUUUCCAUUAGAUAUCCAGACCCCCCGUUUCCCAGACACAGUAAGUGAAAGCAUGAUGCAGAUUUUUUCUUUGUUUUUUAGAUUAAGAUGUUUUUGUUUAACUGUUUAGGAACAGGCUUUUGUAUGAGAUACUCAGUCACUUCUGCUGAAUAACCAG